Molecule: messenger RNA, 8471 nt
Organism: Acanthochromis polyacanthus (spiny chromis)
Lineage: Eukaryota; Metazoa; Chordata; Actinopteri; Pomacentridae
Gene: hecw2a
Product: HECT, C2 and WW domain containing E3 ubiquitin protein ligase 2a
Exons: 30
Coding region: 838-5403 (1521 amino acids)
Biological process (GO): regulation of dendrite morphogenesis
Molecular function (GO): protein binding; ubiquitin-protein transferase activity
Source: RefSeq, a predicted model, not a curated record
UCCGAUUUUUUCUUCUCUCUUUUGGACUGACAGCAGUUGCAUGCUCUGCCCAGUCAGAUUUUGUGCAUCUGUCGGGACUGCUGGGAGGACGUCGGCUCUGACUGCAGCGCAUUGCGAUGCAGAGAGGGGGAAUAAGGAUAGGGUGGCUGUGUGAGCUGCACGCUUGAAGCUCCCAGCAGCAGCAGCAGCAGCAGCGUCCUGUGCGGACAGAGUGCGGGGAGGUGGUGGCGGAGUUUAUGCGCACACCUCUGGACGCUGCCACCGAAGAGAACCGAGGUGCCUCUGCAGCGCCGCAGCUUUUCAGAGGGAUACCGUCUCGAUACGUGACUCCGAGUCCAAAGCUGCUCUGGAUCUGAGAGGGAGGGGGGCCCUUGCGCGGCACCCCGCCCGUCUCGCCUCAUUUGGACUGCAGGGAUAACGACCUAAACCGUGAUAUCCCCGCGCAGAAACCACCGAGCAGGUGUCGGUGGCAGCGCUGUCACCGUUUUCCUACAUUCCGCACCUCUGCGCCAAAGGUUCUCACUUCCAUCGGACAACAUGGACUAAGACUGUGACUGUUGUUGGACACCUUCAGCUUCGACAAAGGACCAACAGCUGAUUAUGAGAGCCUAUGUGGAGAAGGAAUCAACGCAUAAUUUCUAAGGCCCCCAUAUGUUUCCAGUCAGGCUGAUCAGACAUGAUAAUUUAAGUUGAGUCAGCACAGAUAAAUCAGCAAAAUGCUUCAUCUUUGACCACCAGUCGGCUCGAUAAGAAGCUCCAGCGCAUCUCGCCCCCUUCUUGGGUCGCAUCAUUCGCUGUUUUCUCUCCUUGUAGUUGCCACUUCUCCAGCCACACAACAUGCGUCCUUCCCUCGCCACAGCAGUCCUACCACCUAGGACCCGUUCCCACAAUCCACCCAACCUGGCCGUCGGGGGCCGUGAACACUUGUCGGCCCCACGAAGGCGCAGCCCCCACCUCCGCCACACCCUCAGCCCUGAGAACCUGCGGACCCUGGCGGAGCGGGGCGGAGCAGCUGCUGAUACUGCCUCUGUCGUCAGUGGCCCGAUCGGGCUGCCUCGGGCUAACAGUGACACAGACCUGGUGACGUCCCAGAGUCGCUCUUCACUAACGGCGUCCACUCUGGAGCACACGCUGAACCGUGGCCAGAACCUCAUCAUAACCUGGGACAUCAAGGAGGAGGUGGACGCUACCGACUGGAUUGGGCUGUACCAUAUUGAUGAAACUAGUCCUUCCAACGUGUGGGACUGUAAGAACAGAGGGGUGAAUGGCACCCAGAAGGGUCAGAUUGUUUGGAGGCUGGAGCCUGGGCCCUACUUUAUGGAGCCUGAGACCAAGAUCUGUUUCAAGUACUACCAUGGAGUGAGCGGAGCCCUGAGAGCCACAACCCCCUGCAUUACUGUGAAGAAUCCAGCAGUCUUGGUGGAGGGGCUGACAGAGCAGGUGGGCGUUGAACAUCCUCGGAAACUGAUCAGCUUUACAUUGACAGAUCUCCGUGCUACUGGCUUGAAGAAGGGCAUGUUUUUCAAUCCUGACCCAUACCUGAAGAUGUCCAUCCACCCAGGGAAGAGAAGUGUCUUCCCCAUCUUCAGCCAUCACGGACAGGAACGUCGAUCAGCCAUCAUUGCGAAUACCACAAACCCUGUCUGGCACGGAGAGAAAUACACGUUUGUGGCACUGAUGACAGACAUCCUCUACAUUGAGGUGAAGGACAAGUUUGCAAAAAGCAGACCGAUCAUCAAACGCUUCCUCGGUCAGCUCACUAUCCCUGUCCAGCGACUUAUUGAAAAAAUACCUGGGGUCCAGCCUGUGAGUUUCUCUCUGUGUCGACGCUUGCCCACUGAACAUGUAAGCGGGCAGUUGCAGUUCAAAGUUGAGCUCACCUCGACUGGGCCGGAUGGUGCCUCUCCUGAUUCUAUCAUUGGCAUUUCAUCCUUGAAUGGAGCUCCAGGGACUCCAUCUGAUGAUGAGGACUUACCCCACCACCUUCCAGGUGUGGUCUCUGCUGGUCCCUCCCCUACUGGUUCUCAGGAUUCCCAAGGCAUGUGGGAAGGCGGAGCCACAGCCUUCCCAGAGAAAGAUCUGUCUCUUGUCGGAGCAGAGGGCAGAUUUGUGGAACAUGAAAGCCUUUCCGGUCAUGAAAUGCUGCAGAGGUCACUCAGUGAGGGCCUGGAUGCUAUUGAGGCCCCUAAAGGCCCUGGUGAAAGACCUCUGGGUGCUGCCUCACCCAAAUUACGCUCUAGUUUCCCCACGCACACAAGGCUCAGUGCCAUGUUACACAUCGAUUCAGAUGAAGAUGAGGAGAGAUCCGGAGCUAAUGACAUCACUCCGGUGCCACUGUCACCGCUGCUAAUGAACGGAGUAGCUCCAGACGUCAGCGGUCCUGAUGAAGACGACCUGUUUCCUGAGCUUCAGCGAGAGCCUGAGCAGCUGGAGCACUCAGCGCUGGAGGAGGAACCCGAGGGUGCAUUUGCUGUGAUAGAAGACAUUCCUCCUGGUGCAGAAAUGGCCCCGGAGGGAAAGCCAGGUCUGGACCUGGAGGAUGUUCUAGAGCCAGACGUUUUCCUUGAAGUGGAGGAGGCUCCAUUCACAGAUGCCCAUAAUGUUUUGCCAGAGGGUGGGCAGGUACCUGAACAAGGAAUGGCGCCUGUGGAGGACCCUUCAUCAGAGAUCGACACUUGCUCUAUGGCAACAGCCCCUCAGACAGCCUUCUCAUCAUCAGAGAGCUGUCCAAUCACGCUGACCACUGCUGUGGAACCAGAAGAGGGGGCAGAGACGGCCAUAGAUCCAGGGGGAGAUGGAGAGGCCACCCCACUAACCAAUCAGGCUGUAGAUGAUGAAGGCGGUGGGCAAACUGCUUCCACGGAGGUCGAAGGACAAGCUCCGCCAGCUAGUGUGCAAGAGGAGGCUGAGGAGAUCAGUAUUAGGAGGUUGAGCCUGCAGGCUGCAGGGGGCGUGGCUGAAGAGCAGGAAGGGGAGGAGAGAAAGCCAAGUGAGGAGGCGGGGUCAGCGGAUUCAGAACAGGUUACCACGGAAACAGAUGGAGAGGAAGGUACCCAUGUCAACGGCCACCCUGUACGCUCGCUUCCUUCUGUGCGUCACGACAUCCAUCGAUACCAGCGUGUGGACGAGCCUCUCCCUCCCAACUGGGAGGCUCGGAUUGACAGCCAUGGGAGGAUCUUCUUUGUGGACCACGUGAACAGGACCACCACGUGGCAGCGUCCCACUGGACCUCCCGCCCCGCAGGGCCUGACACGCUCCAACUCCAUUCAGCAGAUGGAGCAGCUCAACCGCAGAUACCAGAGCAUCAGGAGGACAAUAACCAACACUGAUCGGUCAGAGGAAAGCUCAGUUGACCUGCUUCCUGAACCAGAAGGUGAACUGAUGCCUCACUCCAUUUCUGAAUACAGACGAGACAGUGCAGUCGCUCACUCCAGUGGUCGCUCGCGCCUCUCUCUGCUGCUCCAGUCGCCAAGCGCCAAGUUCCUGUGCAGCCCUGACUUCUUCACCGUGCUGCAUUCUAACCCUAGUGCCUAUCGCAUGUUUACGAGCAACACCUGCCUGAAGCACAUGAUCAGUAAGGUGCGUCGAGAUGCUCAUUACUUUGAGCGCUACCAGCACAACCGCGACCUCGUCACCUUCCUCAACAUGUUCUCCAACAAGCAGCUGGAGCUUCCCCGGGGCUGGGAGAUGAAGCACGACCAUACUGGGAAGCCUUUCUUUGUGGAUCACAACUGUCGCUCCACGACCUUCAUUGACCCACGGCUACCCCUCCAGAGUUCUCGCUCCACCGGGCUGCUGGCCCAUCGCCAGCAUCUGAGCCGCCAGCGCAGCCACAGUGCUGGGGAGGUGGUGGAUGACUCUCGCCAAACAAACCCGCCUGUUAUGCCCCGCCCCUCCAGCACCUUUAGCGGCUCCAGUCGAAGUCAGUACCACGACGUGGUGCCUGUGGCCUACAAUGACAAGAUAGUGGCGUUUCUACGGCAACCCAACAUCUUUGAGAUACUGCAGGAAAGGCAACCUGAGCUUGCAAGGAACCACUCACUUAAGGAGAAGGUGCAGUUUAUUCGCAGUGAGGGAGUCAAUGGGCUGGCUCGUCUCUCCAGUGACGCUGACCUCGUCAUGCUGCUGAGUUUAUUUGAGGAGGAGGUGAUGUCAUAUGUACCACCGUUACUCCACCCAGGUUACUGCAUCUCCUCGCCUCAAAGCUCCCCUGGCACUCAGCGAGCUAAUGCCCGCGCUCCCGCUCCCUAUAAGCGAGAUUUUGAGGCUAAACUGAGGAACUUCUAUCGAAAGCUGGAGACAAAGGGUUAUGGACAGGGGCCUGGGAAAGUCAAACUCAUCAUACGCAGAGACCACCUUCUGGAGGAUGCCUUUAACCAGAUCAUGUGUUACUCCCGAAAAGACCUCCAGAGGAGUAAACUCUACGUCAGCUUUGUGGGCGAGGACGGGCUGGACUACAGUGGACCCUCCAGAGAGUUUUUCUUCCUGGUGUCUAGAGAAUUGUUCAACCCGUACUACGGACUGUUUGAGUAUUCAGCCAAUGACACAUAUACAGUCCAGAUCAGCCCCAUGUCUGCAUUUGUAGACAACCAUCAUGAGUGGUUUCGCUUCAGUGGACGCAUCCUGGGGCUGGCUCUCGUUCAUCAGUACCUGCUGGAUGCUUUCUUUACCCGUCCUUUCUACAAGGGGCUUCUUCGAAUUCCGUGUGACCUGAGUGACCUGGAGUUCCUGGAUGAAGAGUUUCACCAAAGUCUGCAAUGGAUGAAGGACAACGACAUCGAAGACAUGCUGGACCUUACCUUCACUGUCAACGAGGAGGUCUUUGGACAGAUUACAGAGAGAGAGCUGAAGCCAGGCGGGGCUGGUAUCCCCGUCUCAGAGAAGAACAAAAAGGAGUACAUUGAGCGAAUGGUCAAGUGGCGCAUUGAGAGAGGAGUGGCCCAGCAGACGGAGAGCCUGGUCCGAGGCUUCUAUGAGGUGGUGGAUGUGCGACUGGUGUCUGUGUUUGAUGCCAGGGAGCUGGAGCUGGUUAUUGCAGGCACUGCAGAGAUCGACCUGGCAGACUGGAGGAACAACACAGAGUACAGAGGAGGUUACCAUGACAACCACAUAGUGAUUCGCUGGUUCUGGGCAGCUGUGGAGAGAUUCAACAAUGAGCAGAGGCUGAGGCUGCUGCAGUUUGUUACAGGCACCUCCAGUAUUCCCUAUGAGGGAUUUGCCUCUCUACGGGGUAGUAAUGGCCCCCGCAGGUUCUGUGUGGAGAAGUGGGGAAAAAUCACCUCCUUACCCAGGGCUCACACUUGCUUUAAUCGUCUGGACCUUCCACCCUACCCCUCCUUCUCCAUGCUCUAUGAGAAGCUGGUAACUGCUGUAGAGGAAACAAGCACGUUUGGCUUGGAGUAGCCUCAAACCAGCUGACACCCAGGGUUAGCUCGGGAGAGAGAACCAUUUGGGAAUCCGUGUUUCCCACUUAGGAGAGACAGAAAAUAAAACUAAUAUCCUCAAAAGGCAACUAACCCCCCCAUGGAUAACUGCUGUUUUUUUCCGACUGGCUUUACAUCACUCAGCACGCAGGCUUCCUUCCGUUUCUCUGCCUUUUCUUCUCACUUCGAUCAAGUGAACACCUUCAAAGCAAGAUGGAGAACCAGAAAAUGGUUUGAAAAGCUGUACAGUACAAUUUCUUGUUUUCGUGGUAACCUUUGUUCACUCAGCCACAUGUGUGCUUUAUCUCUUUAGUUAAUGGCCUUGGUUACUGGAUUUCUAGCACCUCUCCUCCUCCUCCUCCUCCUCCUCCUCCUCCUCGUCCAACCUGAACCUCAGAGACGGCUGCUGAACCACCACGUUCCCUUUCCCUCUCUGGACCUCGAAACUGUGUCCAUCCUUCACUGGGGCUGCAGUGUUACAAACUAUAUUACACACACACACAUACACACCAAUCACCUUUGCACAAACACAAACAUUUGAAAUGUUCUUUUUCUGUACAUUAUAAACCAGUGUUUCCCCUGAUAUUUUUAUAAGCAUGGAAAGAUGUGACAUUUUAGACAUUCAACCGGAUGUUGGCCUGUCCCCCCUGCCUGUUUAUGGCAGACCUUACACUGGUUGGCUCAAAUACGCACUGAUAGACGAACACAAAUGAAUUAUUCUAAGACUGAAAAUGCACUUGUUUUCACAGUUUUGAUUCCUGAAAAAGCUGGACAACAAGUCACAAAUCAUCAGUAAUACUUACGGACAGUGUCAGUGAGCCGUUGUGAUAAUGACGGUAGGUUCUGGUCAGGACUGUUACCUCCAAUACAGCAACAUCAGAGCUCAUACAUGAGCUCACAAGGUAAAGACACAUCUCAGACAAACAACAGUCCUGUUUCUGCAUAUACACAAGGACAACCAGUGUUCCACACAAAAACAUUCAUACAAUAUUACAGCAUUGUCCUUGUACCUGUAGGUGCACUUUCUUACAGUGUAACAGAUGCACUCCCUUCAGUCCAACAUAAAAAAUAACUGACACACUUCAGUCAGAUAGAAAUGCAGGGUUCCUGUCUUUCAAACUGUUCCACACAUUUUUCAUGAGCAAUACAUGCACUUUCUCACACAGACAGAUGACGCCCGCUCGUAAGUGUGACACACAAUGUCCUUCUCGCUGAUGUAAUCGCCUCCCACCCGAUGAAAGUGAUGAAUGUAACAAAUCAGUGACUGAAUGUAUAAACUUCAAGCAACUCUGCUCGGCCUCUGAGGACAAUCUCACACAAGCCGAAGAGGAAACGCAGGGUAGAGAGUUUGAAGUAGAGGGGCAGGAAAUAAAACAUGACGGGUGCUUGAGGAAUGAGGAGGCGCUUUACUAAAUGUUGGCACCAGAUUAGGCCUUGUUAACUGAGACACAAGUGUCGGGGUGCAGUAGUAGGACUACUUUAGUGCCUCUUAAAUUUUCCUGACCAUGCAGUGAAAUUUCAUAAAUUUCAUUCGGGAAGUUCUUGACCAGAUUCACAUGUCUGACUAAUCAAAGAUGGUGAAAGUGUUGGAGCUGCAGAUCAAAUAUCAACACAAGGGGGCAAUAAGGUGUUCUAUCAUUACUGUGGCACUCAAAUCAAAGAAGCAGUGAUUGUGUCCUUAUUGAAUGGUCUGGCCAGGUGUCAUGAUAAUUUGAUCAGGAACAAGUACUGGCCUUUAGAGCUGUGUGGAUAUUGUACUUAAGAACUUGUGUCAUAAAAAUCCAUGCCAGACAAUAGUUUUGUCUUAAAGCAUGCGGUAAAACAUUUCUCCUACUCUUAAGUGCACAACCUAGACUCUGAGGACCCUUUCACUUUGUCUCAUACACGCAACACAAACACACACACACACACACAAAUACACACAUGCUCAUUUUCUACGGGGUGCAUGCAAGAUUACACCAACUGUACAGUGUCCUGUUGGAGCUAGACCACAGGGGCUGGAAUAGCGGUAGAGACUAUCCCAGCCUCCCCCCUCCCAGCCCAAUAAUGCAUGCAGGAUCUUCCCUGGUCGGCUCUGUGAGUUGUGCCUGGCAGAAACUCCUAGGUGGCGUUGUGUUAUAGCUCGAUAUUGCAUGCUGAAAUAGUGCAACACACUGUCCUUACUAGCUUUUUUUGCAUGAGGAUAUUGCUAUCCAUUCAGACAAAGGGGUGAGGGAGCUGGUUAAGUUGCGUCACUUUGGUCGUGGCGCUCACUUGAGGCAUGCGGCCUUAUGCUUACCUGACACUGUCAUACCUUGAGUGUUAAGCUCAUGGGAACCAGAUGUAGUAAGUAGGUGCUUUAGGAAUGGACAAUGUGUGAAUGCAGUAGUUUGUUUUCUCUAUGACAGUGGAACGGCGAGUAUCUUGGCAGCAUGUUUCUAAAAUGUUGUUACUUUCACAUGUGCGUGUCUGCCUAUCUUAGUAAUAGGUCGAUGGUUAUGGUUCAUGGCUCAUGAGCAAGUAAUGAAUCAAUAGGGCUGUUUUGAUUUUGUGAAACGUGAGAGCACAUGUAUGUGUACCAUGUGUGCAGUCCUGUUUGUCUCUUUGUAUAUAAAUGUAUAUGUAUGUCUGUCCUGUUGUGUGUAUAAAUAUAUAUUUUGCACCGAAUGUACCAAAGGUUUGGGGCUUGCAAAGUCAACCAUUAGGCCUGCUCUCUAUUUCAGUCUAACAAACACAUCCCACUUCUGGCAUCUGAGAACUCCGUACAGAGCAUCACCUCAUGUUUGCUUGAGGGGCAGAUUUGUGGCAUGGGCAGCAACGCUUCACGUUAGGAUAUACGUCACUUGGUCAGUUUGACAUUCACCAUAACGAGGCUUUUGCGGUGCAGAGGAUUGGUAGGAUUCUGCUUCACAUCAGAAUGAAGACAGCUGCACCUCUCGUCUUUCCUAAUACAUUUCUGACAGGACCCGGCUCCAGUUUUCAGAAUUUCACUCUAUGCAAAGCUCCUGUAUGUGUGUCUCCAUUUCACUCCAAUGAUUGUAAUAAAAGAGAACAAAUGGCAAAUUUUGA